This is a messenger RNA of Aspergillus calidoustus, 1026 nucleotides long. The record is from the annotation of a GenBank genome assembly. NCBI's taxonomy places the organism in Eukaryota, Fungi, Ascomycota, Eurotiomycetes, Eurotiales, Aspergillaceae.
AUGAGCAAUGUUCUCUGCGUAGCAUGGCGCCCUCCAUGCUUGGGGCUUCGAGCCUCAAGCGUGCACAAGCCAAAGCUAGCAGCGCAAUUCCGCUCCCUCAUUCGACAAACCUCCCCAACAUGGUCACUCGACAACACGCCUCGACGGCUAUUGAGCUCAACGAGGCCGCUCUCCGCCGUGUUCCCGAUAGCUCCGACACCUACAUCGAGAACCUAUUCAUCAUCAAAUCAGACUUCAUCCCGGUCUUUCCAAACCUCCGUGGCUCGACCCGCAAAGCUUACACCCACGCCAGCAGAACAAGGUGUCAAACUGCGCGAUGAACCCUUCAGCAAAGCAGAAAUCGACCGGAUAUUCGGGCCUCGCUCAAAGGUCUCCAUUGCUCUAGGUAAUCGGAUUCUCUCCGUCCUCCAAGGCAGACGUCUUGCCGGUACACUCGAUCUUGAUUUCCCCGCGGACAUCAGACGCGCUGUGCGCCCUGCCGUCCUCGAUGCGGGCCUCGAUUACCUCCGCAAAGCCCACCCGGUGGACGAAGAUGCCGCGAUCAUGGCUCGGAUCGAGCGUGAAGAGCGCGAGGAGGAAGCAAAGCUCAUUCGACGGGCAGAAGCGCUCGGUCUAUACAAACCGCAAAGUGGAACGUAUGGGGCGGAAUUGGGCGAGGAGAAUGAUCCGUCCGGACGAAGUGUCUUGAAGGAGAUUCGCCAGAAGAAUGAGGAGAGGCUCCUGGCUGAGGCGGAGAAGAAGAGGCAGGAAUGGCUGGAAGGAGAGGAGAAGGAUCGCGAGAAGCUGAAGGAGCAUCUUGCAAAAAAUACCGCGCUUCAGAAAUUUGAAGAUACAUCUGCUUUAGAGGUCAAGGGCCGUGCGGACCCUAGCCAACGACCUCUUCUUGCAUGGAUCCAGAAGCACCAUCUUCGCGCAACAGACACCGAAACAGAUUUCGCAACGUUGACGACGAAGCCGCCUACUCCCAUCGCUUGCGUUUACUAUCCUCGGGCUGGGUCUCUGCUACGCCUUUGCCAUAUUCUAUGA